CCUUUGUAGGCCUAUGUAUGCAUUUAUUUAUUUAACGUUUCCGUGGUGGGCUAUAGAUCAUGCGCUUGCAUAAUGUUACACUUUUAUAGAAUGACCAUUCGAGCCUCUUGGCUUUUAUUUUGAUAUAUUUACUUUUAGUUCCGGGUCACUUGUCUUGCUUUUCUUCAUGUCUUUCUUCAAAAGGAAAAACGAAAAAAGGAAUUUGCAAAAACCCCAAUUGGACCCAGGUCGUCAAACUGCGCCUUCCCGCGAGCCGUAGCGAGGUGCUUUCCCUGAGACCUGUAGCUAGUUACACUCCAGACCCAACCCACUCCGAGGCCCUGCUCCUGGACUGCACGCCAACAGCUUUAGGAUAUAUUUCCCUCUAACAAUAACGACACCUAAGUAAGAAGAAAAAAAUAAGAUGCCUUUGCCUGUGCAAGUGUUUAACUUUCAGGGGUCUGUGGAGCCCAUGCAGAUUGAUGCAGACCCCCAGGAUGACCAGCAGAAUGCUCCGGACACCAACUACAUAGUGGAGAACCCGACACUGGACCUGGAACAGUAUGCAACCAGCUACAGUGGAUUAAUGCGCAUUGAGAGGCUUCAGUUCAUCGCUGAGCAUUGCCCUCAGCUCAGAGUGGAAGCCCUGAAGAUGGCCCUCACCUUCGUCCAGAGGACCUUCAAUGUCGACACUUAUGAGGAGAUCCACCGUAAACUCACAGAGGCCACACGAGAAGUGCAGGGUGUUCCAGACACAGUACCUGAAGGCGGGGUUGUUCCUCCUCCCCUGGACUCAGCCUGGGCCGAGUCCACCAGAAAAAAGGCCCUUCUCAAACUGGAGAAAUUGGAUACUGAUCUCAAGAACUACAAGGGAAACUCCAUUAAAGAGAGCAUCAGGAGAGGCCAUGAUGACUUGGGAGACCAUUACCUGGACUGUGGUGACCUCAGUAACGCCCUCAAGUGCUACUCCCGAGCCAGAGAUUACUGCACCAGUGCUAAGCAUGUCAUUAACAUGUGUCUGAAUGUCAUCAAGGUUAGUGUUUACCUCCAGAACUGGUCCCAUGUACUGAGCUAUGUCAACAAAGCAGAAUCCACACCAGAGAUAGCAGAGCAAAGAGGAGAGCGAGAUAGCCAAAAUCAAGCAGUCCUCACCAAAUUAAAGUGUGCUGCAGGAUUGGCAGAGUUGGCCUCUCGCAAAUAUAAACCAGCUGCCAAGUGUUUCCUGCAGGCUUCUUUUGACCACUGUGACUGUCCAGAGCUCCUCUCACCCAGUAAUGUAGCUGUGUAUGGAGGAUUAUGUGCUUUGGCCACAUUUGACAGACAGGAGCUCCAACGUAACGUCAUCUCCAGCAGCUCCUUUAAGUUAUUUCUAGAGUUGGAACCUCAGAUCCGUGACAUCAUCUUUAAGUUCUACGAGUCCAAAUACGCGUCUUGUCUCAAGCUGCUGGAUGAAAUGAAGGAUAACCUUCUGUUGGACAUGUACCUGGCCCCACACGUCAAGACACUGUACAGCCAGAUCAGGAACAGAGCCCUCAUUCAGUAUUUCAGUCCCUACGUGUCAGCAGACAUGACUAAAAUGGCUCAGGCCUUCAACACCACAGUAGCAGCUCUGGAAGACGAGCUCACCCAGCUCAUACUGGAGGGGCUUAUCAACGCACGGAUCGACUCCCAUAGCAAGAUUCUGUAUGCGAGGGAUGUGGAUCAGAGGAGCACCACAUUUGAGAAGUCGCUCCAUAUGGGCAAAGAGUUCCAGAGACGAGCCAAAGCCAUGAUUCUCCGAGCUGCUGUGCUGCGCAACCAGAUCCACGUCAAGUCUCCACCCAGAGAAGGCAGCCAGGGUGAACUGACACCAGCCAACAGCCAGACCAGGAUGAGCACCAACAUGUGAGGAGGAAGUCCUCUUCAAAGUCUGCAUGCUGACUCUGCUGACAACAGCCGCAGAGUAGAGGGGAAGGAUCACCCUAUCAUUCAUCAACACCAACCCCCAACCAACCCACCUCCUGUUUUUCUGCUAAAGACAGAAACGACAUAACAAUAUAAAGACUUUAAUGUUCUGAAAUUAUCUCUGUCAUCCCCAUCAGAUGAUAUGGGGGAAAAUCCUUUGUUGGUCUGAUGAUCUGGAGUUUUGGACAAGAAGAAAAUGUGUUGCUUAGCACUUGAGCUUUCAUCACUGAGCUGUACGUUAGUGGUGGGAGAUGCACUUUGCUCUUCUUACAUAUUGUGGAGGCCUCAUUAACAGAAACAAGGUUUUAAAAUAAAAACGCCUACCAAAACAUA
This is a messenger RNA of Siniperca chuatsi (mandarin fish), 2256 nucleotides long. It is a transcript of the gene gps1, whose product is annotated as G protein pathway suppressor 1. Bases 404 to 1867 code for a protein of 487 amino acids. NCBI's taxonomy places the organism in Eukaryota, Metazoa, Chordata, Actinopteri, Centrarchiformes, Sinipercidae. Gene Ontology annotation, cellular component: COP9 signalosome. The record is from RefSeq and is a predicted model, not a curated record. The transcript has 14 exons.